This is a messenger RNA of Anoplopoma fimbria (sablefish), 2691 nucleotides long. RefSeq names its product glutamate receptor, ionotropic, AMPA 2b (gene gria2b). Lineage: Eukaryota; Metazoa; Chordata; Actinopteri; Perciformes; Anoplopomatidae. Gene Ontology annotation, cellular component: plasma membrane; postsynaptic membrane; dendritic spine. Gene Ontology annotation, biological process: synaptic transmission, glutamatergic; monoatomic ion transport; modulation of chemical synaptic transmission. The record is from RefSeq and is a predicted model, not a curated record. Gene Ontology annotation, molecular function: AMPA glutamate receptor activity; transmitter-gated monoatomic ion channel activity involved in regulation of postsynaptic membrane potential.
AUGGAAACAAUAGUGAAUUUAUCCGUGUCUGUGCUGCUGGUUUUAUGGGGAUGCGCGCACGGAGGCUCGCCCAGUGUCCAGAUCGGGGGACUCUUUCCCAGGGGCGCGGAUCAAGAGUACAGCGCAUUUCGGAUAGGCAUGGUUCAGUUUGGCACCUCGGAAUUCAGACUGACGCCCCACAUUGACAAUCUGGAAGUGGCGAACAGUUUUGCUGUUACCAACUGCUUCUGUUCACAGUUCUCAAGAGGAGUGUACGCCAUUUUCGGAUUCUACGACAAGAAGUCUGUGAACACCAUCACGUCAUUUUGUGGGACGCUCCACGUCUCCUUCAUCACUCCCAGCUUCCCUCUGGAUGGGAAUCAGCAGUUCAUCAUCCAGAUGAGGCCCGAUAUCAAGGGGCCCCUCCUCAGCCUUAUCGAGUACUACAAGUGGGACAAGUUUGCCUACCUGUACGACAGUGACCGAGGCCUAACAACACUUCAGGUUGUUCUGGACACAGCAGCAGAGAGGAAGUGGCAAGUGACGGCAAUCAACGUGGGGAACCUGAAAGACGAGAGGAAGGACGAGGCCUACCGCUCUCUGUUCCAAGAUUUGGAAAACAAGAAAGAGAGGAGGGUGAUCCUGGAUUGUGAACAGGACAAAGUCAAAGACAUCAUGGAGCAGGUCAUCACAAUUGGCAGACAUGUUAAAGGCUACCACUACAUUAUAGCCAAUCUGGGUUUCAUUGAUGGGGAUCUGACCAAAAUCCAGUAUGGCGGAGCCAACGUGUCAGGCUUUCAGAUUGUUGAUUUUGAGGAUCCUUUGGUGUCCAAGUUUGACCAGAGAUGGGAGGCCCUUGAAGAAAAGGAGUAUCCUGGUGCAGACAAUAAAAUAAAGUACACAUCAGCGUUGACCUACGACGCCGUGCAGGUGAUGACGGAAGCCUUCCGCUACCUGCACAAACAGCGCAUCGACUUCACCAGGAGAGCCAACAAUGGUGACUGCCUGGCCAAUCCCGCUGUUCCCUGGGCUCAGGGAGUGGAGAUCGAAAGAGCGCUGAAACAGGUGCGUGUGGAAGGCCUGACAGGAAACAUCCAGUUCGAUCAGCAUGGCAAGCGAGUCAACUACUCUGUGAACAUAAUGGAAUUAAAAACCAACGGUCCCGUAAAGAUUGGAUACUGGAAUGAAGUUGACAAAAUGGCUGUCACAAAAUCAGAUGUCUUUGCAAAUGACACAACAGGAAUGGAAAACAAAACAGUUAUUGUCACCACCAUCCUGGAAGCCCCGUAUGUAAUGCUGAAAAAGAACUCUGACCUUUUCGUAGACAAUGAGCGCUACGAGGGCUACUGUGUAGAUCUGGCUGCGGAGAUAGCGAAGCACUGCGGCUUCAAAUAUCAACUGAAAAUAGUGGGGGAUGGGAAAUAUGGGGCCAGAGAUGCAGAGACCAAAAUCUGGAAUGGGAUGGUUGGAGAGUUAGUGUACGGGAAAGCAGACAUUGCAGUGGCUCCUUUGACCAUCACGUUGGUCCGAGAGGAGGUGAUUGACUUCUCCAAACCCUUCAUGUCUCUGGGAAUCUCUAUCAUGAUAAAGAAGCCUCAGAAAUCCAAACCAGGAGUCUUCUCUUUCCUGGACCCGCUGGCCUACGAGAUCUGGAUGUGUAUCGUUUUUGCCUACAUCGGUGUCAGCGUGGUGCUGUUCCUCGUCAGCCGCUUCAGCCCGUAUGAGUGGCACACUGAGGAAUAUGAGGAUGGGCAGAUCCAGACCAAUGAGUCGACUAACGAGUUUGGCAUAUUCAACAGCCUCUGGUUCUCCCUUGGAGCCUUCAUGCGCCAAGGCUGUGACAUCUCACCUAGAUCUCUGUCUGGACGCAUUGUUGGUGGCGUUUGGUGGUUCUUCACUUUAAUCAUCAUCUCCUCCUACACCGCUAACCUGGCUGCUUUCCUAACUGUCGAGAGGAUGGUCUCUCCCAUUGAAAGUGCAGAAGACCUGGCCAAACAGACUGAGAUAGCCUAUGGGACCCUGGACUCUGGGUCUACCAAAGAGUUUUUCAGGCGCUCAAAAAUUGCCCUCUUUGACAAAAUGUGGACAUACAUGCGCAGUGCGGAGCCCUCUGUGUUUGUGAAAACCACAGCCGAAGGGGUUGUGAGGGUCCGCAAGUCCAAGGGGAAGUAUGCCUAUCUGCUGGAGUCCACCAUGAAUGAGUACAUCGAGCAGCGAAAACCCUGCGACACCAUGAAGGUGGGAGGCAACCUGGACUCCAAAGGCUACGGGAUCGCCACGCCGAAAGGAUCCUCAUUAAGAAAUGCGGUUAACCUCGCAGUACUAAAACUGAAUGAGCAAGGCCUGUUGGACAAAUUGAAAAACAAAUGGUGGUACGACAAAGGAGAGUGCGGCAGGGGAGGUGAUUCCAAGGAGAAGACGAGCGCCCUCAGCCUGAGCAACGUGGCUGGGGUCUUCUACAUUCUGGUCGGAGGACUCGGUUUGGCCAUGCUGGUGGCCUUGAUUGAGUUCUGUUACAAGUCCCGAGCCGAGGCGAAACGAAUGAAGAUGACCUUUGGGGACGCCAUGAGGAACAAAGCAAGACUUUCCGUCACUGGGAGUACUGGGGAGAAUGGUCGGGUGAUGACUCCAGAGUUUCCUAAAGCUGUCCACGCUGUCCCGUACCCGAGACCUGACAUGGGACUAAACGUCAGCCUAACAGAUCUGUCCUGA